This is a messenger RNA of Homo sapiens (human), 4462 nucleotides long. RefSeq names its product 2-oxoglutarate and iron dependent oxygenase domain containing 3 (gene OGFOD3). NCBI's taxonomy places the organism in Eukaryota, Metazoa, Chordata, Mammalia, Primates, Hominidae. The record is from RefSeq and is marked validated. The transcript is spliced from 10 exons. Gene Ontology annotation, cellular component: membrane. Gene Ontology annotation, molecular function: oxidoreductase activity, acting on paired donors, with incorporation or reduction of molecular oxygen; L-ascorbic acid binding; iron ion binding. Bases 102 to 1097 code for a protein of 331 amino acids.
ACUCGCGUCCCUGCGCCGUGCCUGCCUCGCGCUCCCUGUUACGGCGUUCGUCCCCGGGCCUGGCGCCCGCGUCCGGCCCGGCUCCGCGGCGGCCUGGUCCGAUGGCUCCUCAGCGGAGGGCCGCAACCAAGGCGCCCGAGGGCAACGGAGCGGCCGAGCGCCGGAACCGGAGCAGCACCAAGAAGGACCGAGCCCCGCGGGAGGUGCAGAGGCUGUGGCAGAGGCCGUGGCUAAGGACCGCGGGCCUGGGGGCUGGCUUUGUGCUCACCGCACUCCUGCUCUGGAGCAGCUUGGGGGCCGACGACGGGGUCGCAGAGGUCCUGGCCCGCCGUGGCGAGGUCGUGGCAGGGAGAUUCAUCGAGGUGCCCUGCUCUGAGGACUACGACAGUCACCGCAGGUUCGAAGGCUGCACUCCCCGAAAGUGCGGCAGAGGUGUCACCGAUGUCGUCAUCACCAGGGAGGAAGCGGAGCGGAUUCGCAGCGUAGCUGAAAAGGGGCUCUCCCUGGGAGGAUCUGACGGAGGGGCAUCCAUUCUGGACUUGCACUCAGGGGCCCUGUCUGUCGGGAAGCACUUUGUGAACCUGUACAGAUACUUCGGGGAUAAAAUACAGAACAUCUUCUCAGAGGAGGACUUCCGGUUAUACCGGGAGGUGCGGCAGAAGGUCCAGCUCACCAUUGCUGAGGCUUUUGGCAUCAGCGCAUCCUCGCUGCAUCUGACCAAGCCCACCUUCUUCUCCCGCAUAAACAGCACGGAAGCGCGGACGGCGCACGACGAGUACUGGCAUGCGCACGUGGACAAGGUGACCUACGGCUCCUUCGACUACACCUCGCUGCUGUACCUCUCCAACUACCUGGAGGACUUCGGCGGAGGGCGGUUCAUGUUCAUGGAGGAGGGUGCCAACAAGACGGUGGAGCCGAGAGCUGGAUGUUUUUGUUUCCGGAUGAUGUCUUGUGGGUUCCAAGAAGUUAAUGGACCGAGAGCCAGUGAAGCUGCUGGUGCGAAGGCUGGAGUCAGGUGUCCUCCGGGGACUCACCACCCGCCCGAGAGGGGAGAGACACAUGCGAUUCUGGAAGCUGAGAGCAUUGCUUAUUGUUGAUUCCUUGGUUGCCGUGCUGAGUCCUGCUUUAAGGAAGCAGGUCGCGUCUCCUUCUUCACCUCGGGGUCCGAGAACCUACACCGCGUGGAGAAGGUCCACUGGGGCACCCGUUACGCCAUCACCAUCGCCUUCAGCUGCAACCCCGACCAUGGCAUCGAGGACCCAGCGUUCCCGUAGCCAGCAGCCGGGCCAAGGUAACUUCAGGAGGGCCCGUGUGGAGGCAGCCGCGCCAGUCGUGCACCCACCCCCACGUCCACCCGCUCCUGUUGCACAGAGUGCCUUAGGAAUUCUCUGAUUUUGAUUUGCUGACGUGUUAAUCUUUUCAUCUGUGAGUAAAUGAAGGGAACCAGCUUUUCACUUCUCCAGCAUCAUGUGUGCUUGGGCUGUAGGCCUGGGAGCCUGAGGUGGAGGCCAGGAAAGGGACCCAGCAGGACGGGGCACAAGUCCCCAUCUGUGAAUGGACGGGACUCAUCCACCCAGGUUCAGCAACCCCCCGGGACUCGUCCAGGUUCAGCAACCCCCCGGCCCAUCAAAGACUGGCUAAAGCAUCAGCCAUAAAUGGGGACAAACGUGGGGCCAGCAGCUUCUGUUCGGGGUCUCGGCAUCAGCAAACCGCAGCAGCUUUGGAGAAGGGUCCGUGAGUGGCGGCUCUGGAGGCAGCAACGGGGUCCUUUGGGGUGGGUGGGAGUUCUGCUGGAUUCAGGUGGAGGUGAACAUCUGCCGUUCCCACAGCCCUGCGUGCACCCCCAAUGCUGCUGGCCCACAAAUCACCGUGGGCCACGGCCCCACCACACCAGGCUUGGCCCUGUCAGCGGCCAGCAUCCCAAGGGCCAGGGUCCGAGUGUCCUCACCAAGGAGGCUCUUGGCGUCGCUGUGCCGGCUCCCAUGGGCCUUCUGCUGGGUCGAGGGUAGGUCUCCUCCUCCCCCUUUGCCCUGGCAUUAAACUGAUGGUCAGGCUGGGCGCGGUGGCUCACACCUGUAAUCUCAGCACUGCGGGAGGCCGAGGCAGGAGGAUCACUUGAGGUCAGGAGUUCAAGACCAGCCUGGCCAACAUGGCGAAACCCUGUCUCUACUAAAAACACAAAAACAAAUUAAUCCCAGCUACUGGGGAGGCUGAGGCAGGAGAAUCGCUUGAACCCAGGGGGCAGAAGUUGCAGUGAGCCGAGAUCGUGCCACUACACUCCAGCCUGGGUGACAGAGUGAGACUCCAUCUUAAAAAUAUAAAAAUAAAGUGGUGGUCAGAGGAGCCCCGAAUAGACCAGUUGUGGAGAGGCCUGGGUGGGGUGGCUGGCAGGGAGGGCAGGCCAAGCCCAGUUUCUGCCCACAGUCACCUCGAGGUGACUGUCCAGGGCUUUGGGCACCUUCCCGGGAGGGGGACGGCCGCCCACCCUGAGUGGUGUUGGAAGCUGGGCUCUCCUGGAUGCCCUGACCCAGCUGCCUGGGGAGAGCCCUGGGCCCCUCCUCCCUCAGCACCUCCUCCCUCAGCCCCUCCUGCCUCGGUCCCUCCUCCCUUAGCCUGUCUGGCAUAGAUCCAUGUUCCCUAGCCCCUGGCACAGGUGCCUCUGACUGGAGGAGGCCCCACCUGUGGCCCGGGAGCUGCUCUGGGGGUUGAUAAAGGGCAGCAUUAUUGGGUCCUGGGAAGGAGCGGGCGUGAGGCCAGCUGAGGCAUGGUGACCCCUGGGAAGGAGCGGGCGUGAGGCCAGCUGAGGCAUGGUGACCCCUGGGAAGGAGCGGGCGUGAGGCCAGCUGAGGCAUGGUGACCCCUGGGAAGGAGCGGGCGUGAGGCCAGCUGAGGCAUGGUGACCCCUGGGAAGGAGCGGGCGUGAGGCCAGCUGAGGCAUGGUGACCCCUGGGUACGGGGGACUUGGGGGCCGCACCUUGGUUUGCCCAGGGCCCCUCCUGCACCACGGGCCACAUGCGGAGGACGGCGUGGGAUAGGCUCCCUGGGUCCACAGCUUCUGCCCGUGUAUGGGGAACCCUCCUUGGUCAGGGCUGCAGGCUCUGGGCAGAUGGGGCAGGAACCCUGAGGCUCCCGCGCCCUCCCAUGGCCUCUGAUGUGGGACACUGGAGCGAGGCACGAUUCUGAAGGACUCCAUGGAUCUGGGAGGAUGAGGCCCACCUCCGGUUGGUGGCCAAAGCCGUCCUUGCGGGGCCGGCUGCUUCACGGACACUCUCCGGGUCGGGCUGGUGGGCCCCAUCGUGGGUGGGAAGUCGCCUGAGCCUGGGCCGCCCUUGAGCUUCUCCCAGUCUUGACUUUCCAGAGGGUCCGUGGCUGUGGUCAUGGUCGGGGCAGGUGGAAAAUGCUGCAUGGAAACCUGAUCCUGUCACCUUGGAGUAAAUGAUGAUGUCGCCGGCUUCUCGCCACGUCUAAAGGAUAAAUGCAUUUGAAGAAAGUGGGUGUUGGGUUUGUUAUGGGUUAAAGUGCUUUUGAAAUAAGUAAAUUAUUAGUUUGAUUUUCAUUCUUGGCUACUUACACUAUUCAUGAUAAUCACAGAGAUACUUGGACAAAGAAAUAUAUUUGGGCAAAAGCAAGAAUUUCCUUCUUUUUUUUUUUGAGACGGAGUCUAACUCUGUCGCCCAGGCUGGAGUGCAGUGGCGCAAUCUCGGCUCACUGCAAGGUCCACCUCCUGGGUUCCCACCAUUCUCCUGCCUCAACCUCCCGAGUAGCUGGGACUACAGGCGCCCGCCACCAUGCCCGGCUAAUUUUUUUUGUAUUUUUAGUAGAGAUGGGAUUUCACCGUGUUAGCCAGAAUGAAGAAUUUCCUUCUGAAGUGGGAACAUAUGGCUCAUGCUGGUAAUCCCAGCACUUUGGGAGGCCAAGGUAGGAAGAUCACUUGAGCCCAGGAGUUGGAGACCCAUCUGUGCAACAUAGUGAGACGCUGUCUGUACAAGAAACUUUUAAAAAAUGUAGCUGGGCGUGGCAGUGUGCUCCUGUGGUCCCAGCUACUCGGAGCUGAGGCAGGACGACUGCUUGAGCCCAGGAGGUCGAGGCUACAGUGAGCUGUGACGGCUCCACUGCAUUCCAGCCUGGGAGACAGCAAGAUACUGUCUCAAAAAAAAAUUUAUCAUUGAAGCCUGGGCAUUUUAAAAAAAUAAAAAGGUGGGAAAAUACGUGGGCACAGCAGUGAAUCCUCACACCCUGGGCUUUGCCCAAGAAGUGCUCGUGAACCUGAUGAAAGUGUCGGGUGUGGCCGACGUGAGGCUGUUCCAGGAGCCACGAGGGGUGAUUGGUUCCGCUAGAAGGUUCCAGGGAGGAACUGGAGUCUCAGGUGUGUCCUCUGAUGAGUGAUCUAUUUUUAAGUAAAAGUGUUUCAUUAAAGUCAAAGAUGAUUAUUCCUUUCAAAAUAAAGAAUCUAGGAGGGCGA